UCCAAUGGUAUUACUCCGGCAUUAUAAAAGCAACAUGGAUAAAUCUUCAAAACUGCGAUUUAUCGACUUCAGUUUGGUUCUGUUCACUAUCGAAUAAGGAUGAAGUUCUGUACAGUAUUCCUGUUUCUGGUUUUAACUGUGUUUGCCUCUGUGGAGUCUAAGCGAUUCACAAAGUGUACCUUGGCGAGAGAACUGUUUCAACGUGGUAUCCCCAAGUCUGAGCUGCCCGACUGGGUCUGCUUGGUUCGCUGGGAGAGCAACUAUCAAACGAAUGCAAUGAACAAGAAUAACAGGGAUGGCAGUUGGGACUAUGGACUAUUUCAAAUCAACGAUAAAUGGUGGUGCAAAGGACAUAUUAAAUCUCAUAAUGCUUGCGGUUUGUCGUGCAAUGAACUCCUGAAGGAUGACAUAUCGAAGGCAGUUACUUGUGCAAGAUUGAUCAAACGUCAACAAGGCUUCAGGGCGUGGUAUGGCUGGUUGAAUCACUGUACAAAAGUCAAACCAUCUAUUCACGAAUGCUUUUGAAUAUUAUCAAUUACCUUUGGCUCGAAAUUCAUGUAAUCUCUAUACAUAAAAGCAAAUAAACUUAAUUAAAAUCUA
Molecule: messenger RNA, 600 nt
Organism: Hermetia illucens (black soldier fly)
Lineage: Eukaryota; Metazoa; Arthropoda; Insecta; Diptera; Stratiomyidae
Product: lysozyme-like
Exons: 1
Coding region: 100-525 (141 amino acids)
Molecular function (GO): lysozyme activity
Source: RefSeq, a predicted model, not a curated record